AUGGCACCGGGAGACAUCUUGAAGCUGAACGUCGGUGGAACGGUGUUCCAAACAACGGUGGCCACGCUGACAAAGUUUGAUGGCUUUUUUAAGGCCAUGUUGGAAAUUGAUAUUCCGCUCAAGAAAGACGAAAACGGAUGCGUCUUUGUCGAUCGCUCUCCUCGUCACUUCGACUACGUCCUCAACUACAUGAGAGACGGAAACGUCGUUCUUCCGGUCUGCCGACGAGAAAGGCAACAACUUCUCCAGGAGGCCAGAUACUACCUCCUGGACGGGCUGAUCGAGUUGUGCACGGACAGAGUACGGAUGGUCAACGAGUACGAUAACAUUCGGGAGCUUCAUGGGGACUCUCCAAAGAAAGCGGUCAUCGUUGGAUAUCACCCAGGUCUUUGGGGAGACCUCAACGAAUGCGUGUUUGCAAGAAAGCUUGUGAAAGCUUUCCACGAGCACUACACCUUCUACUUCAAGCCCAUAACCGAAAACUUCAGUUACUGUGACAUUGAUGUGUAUGGCGUCGCGGCAAGACUUGAAAGUCGCCUUCCAACCAACGCGGGGGAAAUAUUUUUCAACAAAUUCAAUUUUUUCCAAAUGGCCCACCAGUCUGUAAACAGACACUUGUCAAUUGGCCAAAUGCCCGAUGUCGUUGAUGGAGAAAAGAAACCAGAUCAAAGAAUAUAUCUUUGUAUCUAG
Molecule: messenger RNA, 690 nt
Organism: Caenorhabditis remanei
Lineage: Eukaryota; Metazoa; Nematoda; Chromadorea; Rhabditida; Rhabditidae
Exons: 4
Coding region: 1-690 (229 amino acids)
Biological process (GO): protein homooligomerization
Molecular function (GO): protein binding
Source: RefSeq, a predicted model, not a curated record